AUGCCAGAUUCAGUACGAAGGUCGCCUAAUGCGUGGUGGAAGGUCUUGAACAUGUCCUUCGAAUGGGAGUCCCAUGGUCCUUCCGAGAGGCGCGAGAGACGAGCUGUUGAUCAGCAAGAGCCCUUUGGGGAAUGUCAUCACACGCCCAUGCAUGGAGUCAGGUCGUUGACAGCUGGCCUCUUCAUCAGCAGGAAUGCACCACACAUUUGA
This is a messenger RNA of Sparassis crispa, 210 nucleotides long. RefSeq lists its product as hypothetical. The transcript has a single exon. The coding region runs from base 1 to 210 and encodes 69 amino acids. Lineage: Eukaryota; Fungi; Basidiomycota; Agaricomycetes; Polyporales; Sparassidaceae. The record is from RefSeq and is a predicted model, not a curated record.